AUGAGAAUCGAUUUCUCUGAGCCAGAGUGCAGCACCUGUUUCCAUAACCGUACUUCAGGCGUUGUCAAUCCUCCAGUCCCCGAACCACCGGUCACUUCAACGCCGGUUAGCUCCGAACCAGCACAAGCUCUUGGACAUGAUUCUGCUUCUGCUUCUGAUGUUGCUUCAACCUCAUCAUCGUCUCCGGCUCAAGCUCAAGCCUUUGGACAUGAUUCUGCUGCUGCUGCUGUUGCUUCAACCUCAACAUCAUCAUCAUCUCCGGCUCAUAGUUCUUCACCGAACGGAUCCUUCAGAUUCCCAUUCCCUCCUGAUAGCUCUGCACCAACGCAAGCUCAUGGCUUGACCACUUCCGGUUCAAUGCAAGCUCCUGAUUCAUCUGCUGUACCUAAACCAUCCAUAUUCGGAUCAAUGCAAGCUCCUGAUUCAUCUGCUGCUCCUAAACCAUCCAUAUUCGGAUCAAUGCAAGCUACUGGUGCAUUAUUCGGUGGUCCUAAACCAUCUGCGUCUGGUUUUAGUUUUGGUGGUGCAUCUGACACUGCCACUUCACCUCCACCUGUCGGUUUUUCAUUCAAUAGAACUCAUCCGGUUAACUCUGCAUCAACGCAACCUUUUGGUUCCAUCACACCACCACCUAGUCUCUGGUCAGCGCAAGCUCCUCCUUUUGGCACUAGUGGAUUUGCUGCUCCCACACCGUCUCCAUUUGGAAGUUCAAAGCAAGCUCCUUGUUUUGGUUUUGGCUCUAGUGGAUUUGCUGCUCCCACACCGUCUCCAUUUGGAAAUGCUUCUAGUGGAUUUGCUGCUCCCACACCGUCUCAAUUUGGAAGUGCUCCUUCUUUUGGCUCUAGUGGAUUUCCUGCUCCCACACCGUCUCCAUUUGGAAGUUCAAAGCAAGCUCCUGCGUUUGGUUUUGGUUCUGGUGUUGCAUCUGCCACUUCCACAUCCUCAACUUCCGGUUUUUCACCAGCCAGAUCAACGUUUAGCUUUCCUCUACUGCCUAGGAACGGUGUUGAUGUAACCAGUACUACAGGUCAUUCUGGUCCACACACAUCACCUUUUAGCUUCUCAAUGCAAGCUCCUGUCCAAGCUAGUGAACCUAGCCCUUCAAAAUACUUUAGCUUCGGACCAGCGCAAGAUCUUGGCAAGACUGCUCCUCCUCCUCCUCCUUCACUGUUUAGGAACAAUGUUGGUUGCUUUGCCAGACCUGAUGUUGCUACCUCGCCAGCAGGAAACACAUCAUUUAGGACAGUAGUUUUUGGUACAACUCCAGUGAGUGUUUCUUCAUCGGUUGGUCCCAAGACUGGUUUUGUUGUCACUCCAAGCACUAUCCCAAAGAAGCAUCCAUUCAGCAGUCUCUUUCCCGGAUUUGGUGAUGAUUACUUGCCCUGUUUUGGUCCAGUUACUACUGGUGUUAACCCAUCAUCUUCCCAACCUUCUGGUUUCAAUGCCUUUAGUAGCAAUCACAAGACUGGUACUCAUCGAUGGGAUGUCCGUGAACGAGGUACUGGGAAUCCUCGUUAUGCACCUACACCAUGUACUGAUCCAGGAGGCAACAUGAUUUCCAUAUCUGCUUCCUUCUCUUACCAAGAUAAAAGCCAUGAAGAGCUGAGGUGGGAAGAUUACAAGAAAGGAGUCAAAGGUGGUUCGUUUCCUGCUGCUGUUUCUUCCCCAGCAUCUGGAUGCACAGCGUGUGGAGCCACGAGUAGCUCCUCUGCUUCUGGUAACUUCGGCAUUAAUGUUUUCGCAACUCCUCCAUCAGCUACUCAUGGUGCUUGUCCUACGAUGAAUGGUACAACAACAACAACAACUCCAGGAUUUCAAGCCUAUGCUAUGAUGAUGCCGAUGGUGUAUCCUAUGAUGAUGCAUCCAAUGAUGUAUUAUGGUACAAAUCUUGCUGCUCAAGGUACAAGAACAGCUCCACCACUUCAAGCCUAUCCUACGAUGUUCGGUGCAAAUCUUGCUGCUCAAGGUACAACUCCAGCGCCACUUCAAGCCUAUCCAACGAUGUUUGGUACAAAUGUUGCUGCUCAAGGUGCAAGAACAGCUCCAGGACUUCAAGCUUAUCUUGCUGCUCAAGGUACAACUCCCGCACCACUUCAAGCCUGUCCAACGAUGUUUGGUACAAAUGUUGCUGCUCAAGCUACUCCAGGAAUUCAAGCUUAUCUUGCUGCUCAAGGUACAACUCCAGCGCCACUUCAAGCCUAUCCAACGAUGUUUGGUACAAAUCUUGCUUCUCAAGGUACCACAACAGCUCCAGGACUUCAAGCCUACCCUAUGAUGUUUGGUACAAAUGCUGCUGCUCAAGGUACCACAACUGCUCCAGGACUUCAAGCCUAUCCUACAAUGUUUGGUGCAAAUCCUGCUGUCCAAGUUACAACUCCAUCAGCUCAAUCCUACCCUAUCCAUGGUUUGAUUCUUCUCCCAUUCGCCGCCAUGAAUCUGCAGUAG
Microthlaspi erraticum is the source of this 2445-nucleotide messenger RNA. NCBI's taxonomy places the organism in Eukaryota, Viridiplantae, Streptophyta, Magnoliopsida, Brassicales, Brassicaceae. The record is from the annotation of a GenBank genome assembly.